UUUGAAGUCGCGGACCAUGUUAAUAGACAACAAAAUUGAAGAUACACAGUGAAACACUUAAAAUUUGAGAGUAAUGUAGAUUCGUCGUAUCUGACCAAUUUUAGACCACUGAGGGUUCGCUAUAAGCCCCGCCCAUUCUCUGGUACUGUGAUUUCUAUGGAUUCUACUUGCAUGUGCAGAUAACACCGAUCUGGCGAAAAAAUAAUAAUAAUUCGUUAUCAUUUGUUAUUCCAUUCGUCCAUUUCUUUCCGUUAUGAGAUCGUGGCUCGCAGCAGAGCAAUCGUCGGGACUGUAUCGGUGACCAGUAACAUUCAAGGCGAUAUUUGGUUGUAAUGAUGGCUUUCAGGCGGACUGUGUUCUUCUGCCUGUUGUGUUUGUUGAUGCUCGUGCACGGCAGCAGGAGGAGACAAGCGCGCUGUCCCACAUCAUGUACAUGCAGUAAAGAUAACGCCUUAUGUGCCAAUACCGGAUCAAUACCGAGGGGCUUCCCACCAGAUGUCAUCUCACUAUCGUUCGUCAAGUCUGGCUUUACUGAAAUCCCUAAAGAGAGUUUCAUUCACACACCAGCCCUCCAUCUGCUUCUUUUCACAGCAAACGUCUUUGAUUCUAUAAAUGAAGAUGUGUUUCUUGGUCUUCCUCAUCUGGAGUAUCUGUUCAUUGAAAAUAACCAAAUCAAGUCCAUAUCGCCUUACGCCUUCAGAGGACUCAAGUCCUUAAUACACUUAAGUCUGGCGUACAAUAAUUUGGAGACGCUACCGAAAGAUCUUUUCAAAGGGAUGGAAGCUUUGACUAAAGUGGAUCUGAGAGGAAAUCUUUUCAGCUGCGACUGUAAGUUAAAGUGGUUAGUCGACUGGAUGUUUCAUACAAAUGCAACUGUGGAUGAGAUCUACUGCAAUGGCCCAGAAGCUUACCAGGGCAAAAAGAUCAAUGACCUUGAGGCGCAGUCAUUUGAUUGCAUAACAACAGAUUUUCCGCUGUUGAAGUCUCUUGAAUUUCAGUCCAUUUCAGUCGAAGCUUUUGCAUUUGGUGGUGACCAGUUUGUCGUAUUCGCCCAGCCGUUCACUGGCAGGUGUAACUUCAUGGAAUGGGAUCACGUGCAAAUGGAGUUCCGAAACUUCGAUAACAUCACAAGUACGUCGUCGGUCAUCUGUAAACCUCUAGUCAUUGACAGUCAGCUCUUCAUUAUAGUGGCACAACUGUUCGGCGGCUCGCACAUCUUCAAGAGAGACGUCUCGGCAAACAAAUUCAUCAAAAUCCAAGACAUCGACAUUUUGAAAAUACGAAAGCCAAAUGACGUGGAAAUCUUCCAUGUGGACGGAGAGUCUUUCUUCAUCAUUGCCGACAGCUCCAAAGCUGGCUCCACGACUAUUUAUAAAUGGAACGGCAAUGGCUUCUACUCCCAUCAGUCCUUGCACCCCUGGCACCGCGACACAGACGUGGAGUAUCUAGACAUUUCUGGCAAGCCUCAUUUGAUUUUGUCCAGCAGCUCUCAACGGCCGGUCAUUUACCAAUGGAGCAAGAGCACCAAGCAGUUUGAGCGGCGUACGGAUAUCCCAGAGAUGGAGGACGUGUACGCGGUCAAACACUUCACUGUGAAGAGCGAGCUCUACAUAUGUCUGACCCGCUUCAUUGGCGACUCCAAGGUGAUGAAAUGGGACGGCAGCAUGUUCAGUGAGAUCCAGACCAUGGCCUCCCGUGGCUCCAUGGUCUUCCAGCCGUUCUCCAUCGCCAACUGGCAGUACGCCAUCCUGGGCAGCGAUUACGCCUUUACUCGGGUCUAUCGCUGGGACGCAAAGAAGAGACAGUUUAUUCACUUCCAGGAGCUGAACAUUCAAGCACCCAGGGCUUUUUCUCUGGUGUUCAUUGACAACAGGGAGUUUCUUCUUGGCUCUAGUUUUAAGGGGCAAACACGGAUAUAUGAACACCUGGUCCUUGACUUGAGCAGCUGAUUUGCUCCAUCGGGACAGUUGAGAAUAAUCAAAGAAUCUCACAAAACACGUCCAGGUCAUAUUUAACUCUAAAAUCUAAAAAAAAAAGACAUUUUUUUUUUUGUUGUUUAAAGUAAAUAAAGCCCGUUUUAAAGUCACCAUGAAAUCAAAAUUGACAAUUCUUUUUUUUUAUGGAAUAUUGCAGUAUUUAUUAUUAAUGACUUACUUUAUUUCAUUCAUGUUCCUGGUAAUCUUGAAUCAGAAUAUCUUCUCCUCCCUCUUGCAGUAUCUCUUCUCUUCUCUGAUGACGAGGGCGGGGCAACCUGUCACUCACAUGAGAUCCACCAAUAGCAAACCACAACCAUCCAAUCAAUUCACCACGGACUAAAUCAAGCCCCGCCCUACAUUUGUUCUUGUUCCUGAAGCUGUUUCUCUCAGAUAUAUGGCACAAUAGGGAAUGCCAACUUUAAGCUUUUUUGCCAUGUAUUAUUAUUUUUAUGAUUUAAGCAAUUUAAACCUCUCAAUUCUCCAUAAUGUAAUGUAGUUUUUUUUUUUACUGUAAUACAGUAAUCGACAUAAAAAUGUCACCAUGCAUAAAAAUCUUAAUGGUUCAAAAAUAGGCUUCAUUUUCUUUAUUUCUUAUUUUGUCUAACUUUUGAUUUUGGGAUGAAAUAUGACCUGGAUGUGUUCAGAUUCACAGCAUGAAGACUCUUUGCAGAUGACUUGCAUGAUGGUGCCUUAAUUAGGUACCGCCGCUGAAAUUAUUCAUGUUGUUUUGUUUUUUUUAAUGAUCUUCUCAGUGCAUUUCUCAUUCAUUUCUGUUGUAUUUUUACAUUGUGACUGAUGUACUUUCAUUGAAAUACUUGCUAUUCUAUUUAUUAAUGUGUUUAUCUCAAAUGAAUCUUGUUUACUUCUCUCUUAACUUGUAAACAAUGUAUUUUAUGUGGCAGCUGGGUGACAUAUUUGAUACGCAGAUUGGGAAUUUGAAAUAUACAUCGACUUUUGGAGUAGUGUGUCGUGUGAACAUUGUUUUUUAGCAUUUGCCUGUUUGUUCGAACUGUAUUAACUACUAACAGACAACCAAUGUCAGUACUUUUUUCAACAAGAUACAAUUAUUUGUUAUGAGAUGAAGAGAUUCUAUAUCACCAAAAGAUGAAACUGUGAUGUUCUACUGGAUAAGUUUGUGCAUGCAGUUUCAUGCCUACAUUUUGGAGACACUGAUACUAACUUUAAAUAAAGACUUUGUGAUCCUGA
Molecule: messenger RNA, 3182 nt
Organism: Ctenopharyngodon idella (grass carp)
Lineage: Eukaryota; Metazoa; Chordata; Actinopteri; Cypriniformes; Xenocyprididae
Gene: lgi1a
Product: leucine-rich, glioma inactivated 1a
Exons: 8
Coding region: 333-1949 (538 amino acids)
Biological process (GO): myelination
Molecular function (GO): protein binding
Source: RefSeq, a predicted model, not a curated record